AUAGUAACAAAUACCCUUGCGCGCUAGUGCUGCGCAGUAGGCUGUCUCCAUAGUAAACGUUCAUUCCUGUGCUAAAAGCAUUAUUUUUACAUUUGCUUGAUCAAUUUUAUUCAAACUAUUGAGUUUGCUUUAUCAAGGCAUCGAAAUGGCAUAUGUUCGGAGCUACAAUCCGCGCGUGCGUGUGGGGAACUGGAAAGAAGACGUGACUUUAGAAGAGGAAACUUUAAAGGAGUUUAUUCUUCGAAAAGAAAGAGGCGAACUCACUGUGCAGAAAGAAGGAGUUUUGAGGCACAACAUCAUGAAACCGGUUAGCCUAUCGGUAUCUCUGGAUGGCUUUUUGAACUUUGGAGACACAGUCAUUCUGGUGAACUCUGGAGGUGGACUGCAUGACCCACGCCGGCCCUGUGUCCUCAGCAUAAUUGCCGACAGCAGUAAUAUCGGGUCGCAUUCUGGGACAAAUCCAUCUCCCAGCCUUCAAGGGCCCCUUCAAGUCGGGGGAGCCCACAGUACGGACCCCUGCCUCAGAAACGCCUUUGUCAUUGCAAGCGUUGAUGGGACCCCAGAUGGAGAGGUGGUCAGAUAUGACCAAAACUUUGCACUUAGAACUGCUUCAGGCUUUGCCGGAGAGCUGUACCUUGCCAGUGACCACAGGACUUUUCUGAAGUGCGCUAAGAAAUCUCGGCUACAGGAGCUGAGCUUGGUUGACAAAAUUGAUUUCCUUUGCUGGUGGAAAGUGAUUUAUCUGGACCCUCAAGAAAGGCUUGAAAACGAGGGCUAUCCUGUUCCGGUAAACAGGAAGGUUUUGAUUUCCCACUGUAAAACCAAUCAAUGUUUGGCUGCGCUCGGCAAUCAUAUCCUUUGGACUCCGUUUGGUAAAGAGUAUGAACUCACUGCUCACACAUUCUUGGACUCCCAUAAGGCUGAGCAGGACAAUAAUCAUUGGCUGUUUGUCACGGCUAAUCCUACCAAUCAAAAUCAAAGUCUGCUGCAACCACAACAAGAUGAUGUCAUGACAGAUGAGCUGAGACAAGAACCAGAGCCAGUGGAGGACAUACAAGUAAAUGAGCAUUUCAAAGGAGAUGUAAAACAAUAACUGGGCCGAAAAGAAAAAUACUUUAUAUAUUACAAAAUAUAAUGUUCACCGAUCUGUAUUUUACCAAGAUCAUUUUUCCAUCAGCAGUUGACUUAAUGAACAUUGCAUAUAGUAAAGCAUCAAAAACCAG
Triplophysa dalaica is the source of this 1223-nucleotide messenger RNA. RefSeq names its product cilia and flagella associated protein 161 (gene cfap161). The record is from RefSeq and is a predicted model, not a curated record. Bases 146 to 1093 code for a protein of 315 amino acids. The transcript is spliced from 7 exons. Gene Ontology annotation, biological process: cilium assembly. Gene Ontology annotation, cellular component: motile cilium. NCBI's taxonomy places the organism in Eukaryota, Metazoa, Chordata, Actinopteri, Cypriniformes, Nemacheilidae.